Molecule: messenger RNA, 1655 nt
Organism: Helianthus annuus (common sunflower)
Lineage: Eukaryota; Viridiplantae; Streptophyta; Magnoliopsida; Asterales; Asteraceae
Product: probable glutathione S-transferase
Exons: 2
Coding region: 181-834 (217 amino acids)
Biological process (GO): glutathione metabolic process
Cellular component (GO): cytoplasm
Molecular function (GO): glutathione transferase activity
Source: RefSeq, a predicted model, not a curated record
GUCGACAAUGCUGACGCUGUCUCCACUAGCUCUAACAACCCCGUGCAAUCAUACGCCAUCCUGUUCACACUCCACGAAAACUCUAGAAUACCUUCACAAACUUCCACCAACUCACCACUUAUAUAUAUGUAUACACACAUAUAAAUCACUUCUUAAACCAAUUAUUAACUAUUAAUAAAAAUGGCGAAUGAGGUGAAGUUGCACGGAAUUGCUGAAAGCCUGUUUGUCUGCGGAGUGAAAACUGCUUUGAAUUUGAAGGAUGUUAAGUAUGAAUUUGUUGUGGAAGAUUUGAGCAACAAGAGUGCUGAUUUACUUAAAUAUAAUCCCGUUUAUAAGAAGGUACCGGUGCUCGUUCACAACGGGAAUCCGAUAUCCGAGUCUCUUGUGAUCGUUGAGUACAUUGAUGAAGUGUGGAAAGGAGUUCCGAUUUUGCCUCAGGAUGCUUAUGAGAAGGCUCAGGCUCGAUUUUGGGCGAAAGUUGUUAAUGAUAAGUGUUUUCCUGCAGUAGUUAAUGCUUUUAGCAGCAAUGGAGAGGAGCAAGCUGUUGCAGAAGCUCAUGAAGCUCUUCAAUUUCUUGAAAAUGAAUUGAAAGUGAAAGGCAGCAAGUUUUUUGGAGGUGAUAACAUCAACCUGGUUGAUAUUGCUGCUACUUUUGUAGCAUUUUGGAUUGGAGCAGCUGAAGAAGCAUUAGGAAUAGAGGUGAUGAGCAAACACAAGUUUCCGAAGUUAACCGAAUGGAGUGAUAACUAUAUUAACUGUCAAGCUGUGAAGGAUAGCUUACCUCCAAGAGAAAACGUAGUUUCUUACUUUAAGAAGCGGUUUGGUAAGGCGUAAUAUGUUGGUGAAUUAUGGUUAUGAAGUUGGUGUGUUUCUUCUGUUCAUUGAUGUGUCAAUAAGCAGCUUCUAGGAGCUGGUUUGUCAAUUAAGAUGUAGUAUGUAAGUUUUUGGUUCUUUACUUGUUUUGUUACUCUGUUGAAACUGAUAGAGUAAAUUGCCAUUUUAGUCCCUGAGGUUUGACUAAAAUUGCCACUUUAGUCGAAAUAGUUUUUUUCUUACCAUUUUAGUCCAAAUACUUUUGUUUUCUGCCAUUUUAGUCCCUGACUUUUGUCACUUUUUGCCAUUUUCAUCCAACCCACUAACUCCAUUCAAAAAAUUUAGUUAACUUCGGUGAAUGUUGGCCAAACCACAUUUUUCUUUCUUUUUUUGCAGGUGCGAUGGUAUGGGGAUUGUGUUGUGCCGGUUUAUAGUGAAGAUAAUGGCGGUGGUCGUUGGUUUUACGAUGAUGGCGGCGGUGUUGGUUGAUGACGUGGGUGGCGGAAAAGUGGCCGGUGGUGGUGGAAAUGGUGGGUGGUGAUGGUGGUGGAAAUGGUGGAUGGUGAUGGUGGUGGGGUGGGUGGGUCGGUGGUGACGGUGCAGGCAGGUGGUGGCGAUGACAGAAGGUUAUGAUGGGGUGGGUGGUGGGAGGUGGUGGUCGAUGAAAAUUGCAAAAAAUAACAAAAGUCAGGGAUUAAAAUGUCAGAAAACAAAACUAUUUGAACUAAAAUGACAAGAAAAAAACUAUUUGGACUAAAGUGACAAUUUUAGUUAAACCUCAGGGACUAAAAUGAUAAUUUACUCAAAGUGAUAAUUCAAAGUUAUCUAUUGUUUUUAUUUUA